AAAUCACGUUGGUAAAGCAGGACUUAUUUUAAUACUGUACGGUAAUUUUCCAUGAAUGACGUUCCAGUGACGUUUAGAGAAGCAGUCGUGUAAAAAGCCAGGAACAGAGACAUUUAUUUUUACUUCGUUCUGACCAUACAAUUUAUCUUUCAAUUACGUGCAUGGAUGUACAAGAUCAGAAAACUUUCCACGAUUCUACUAGGCUCCAUUUUGCACGGUACUAAUAGCUGAAAAGUCCAAGACUAUGGCGACCGGCCCAACCACAUCCACCUUCCCAGAAUCUAACCCACCCUUCAACCAAGGCCUGCAGGGAGGAGAUAGGAAACGGACUUGGCAAGAACUGCAUAGCAAUGUCAAGUCCAUGAGAAGAAUCCACAUGUUCCUGGCUAACCGGGUAUCUCUGGAGUUUACUUUCAGGGUCGUUGAAACAGAGAAUGGACCUCGGACAAGGCUCUACUUCCUUGGAGUACCACCAGGUAAUAGAGAAAACACGCUACUCUAUGCUGACAUGCCUUCAGAGGGCGAGGAUGGAAGCGGAGAAUCCGCGUCACAGUGGAAACCCUUACUCAUCCCUUUCCGAGGUCUGAUGCAAACUGGCAACUUCUCCAAGGAGGAGCAGCUGCUGAGAGAGAGGAAACGUAUGGGCACGUUUGGGAUAACCACGUAUGAUUGUGAUGUAGAGAGUGGAAGGUUUCUCUUUCCAGCCAGCGGGAGUCUCUUUACGUGUGUGGAUCCAGAUCUCAUUUCUUACCCAGUCUACCCGACGGAGGUACCCACCCAGUGUCAAGGAGUGAGAAUGGAUGCCAAGCUCUGCCCUACCAACAGCAAUCUACUAGCAUUCAUCACAGAGAAUGAUCUAUGGGUCUCCAAUGCUAUCACUGGAGAAGAGAGGCGAUUAACGUUUGCCAAUAAAGGUCUGUCCAACAUAGCCAAUGAUCCUUGCAGUGCAGGGGUGACCAGUUACAUCAUCCAGGAGGAGUUUGAUCGCUACACUGGUUACUGGUGGCAGCCGGAUAUCCCUGAAGAGCAGAAAACAGAGAGGGCGGUAUAUAGGAUACUGUAUGAGGAGGUAGACGAGAGCGAGGUGGAGAUACUCAACAUCGUAGCACCAGGCCAUGGGGAUGGAGGAGUGGACAGAUAUCGGUAUCCAAAAGCAGGUACUACCAAUGCAAAGAAUGUCCUGAAGAUGGUAGAAUUCACACAAAAUGAAGAAGGAAAGAUUGAAGAAACAUGUAUUCACAAGGAGCUGAGGGAGCCUCUGAAGACUCUGUUUCCCUGGAUGGAAUACAUCAUCAGACUAGGCUGGACACCAAAUGGCAGAUAUGUAUGGGCCCAGCUGUUGAGUCGUAACCAGCAGAGCACUGUCCUAGUUCUCAUCCCUCUGGAUAGCUUUGUACCUGUAGGUCAAGAGAAGCCCAUGACCCCUGAGGGUCAGGUCACCAAACCUGUCGUUCUGGUGCUUUACGAGGAACACUCGGAUAUAUGGAUCAAUGCUCACAACACGAUCCACUUCUUCCCGCAAACGAACCCUAAUGAGAUGAGUUUUAUCUGGGCUAGUGAAGCAACAGGAACACGGCAUCUCUAUCACAUCACGUCAGACUUGCAUCCAAGAGAAGCUAUGCCAGGUAGUCUCAAGCCAGCCAUCCUGAAGUUUGAGAUGGUGACAUCGGGUCAUGGCGAAGUCUCUGUACAUAACCUAUGGGUAGAUGAAGACAAGUCAUUAGUAUGCUACACAGCUCUACAUGAUAGCCCCAUAGAAGAACACCUAUAUGUAGUGUCAUAUGCAGAUCGUCAUCCACCAGUACGGAUAACACAGCUUGGAUACAGUGUACAGAGUGCCAUGAUCAGUCCAGACUUCCAGUACUGUGUGUGUACAGUGAGCAACCUGACCACACCACCCUUCACUACUGUGACCAGAUUGGAAUGGACCCAGCAACCUCUCAAUGUCACACAGAAAGAACUCUUCAAACUUAUGCUGCCACAGACUAUGUCAUUUCCAUUUGUGCCUCCGGAACUGUUCAUGUACAAGAACUCAACAACAGGAGAUGAUAUGUAUGGUCUUCUCUUCAAACCACACAACAUAGAACCAGGCAAGCAAUACCCAGCGGUGCAGUUUGUCUAUGGUGGGCCACAGGUGCAGCUUGUGUCAAACUCGUUCAAAGGCGUUCGUUUCCUACGCCUCUACACUCUGGCUUCACUGGGCUAUGCUGUGGUGAUUGUGGAUGGGAGAGGGUCAUGUAGGAGAGGCCUCAGAUUUGAAGGUGUUCUCAGGAACAGACUUGGUCAUGUAGAGCUAGAUGACCAGGUGGAAGGACUACACUGGAUUGCUGCUAAAUCAGGAUGUAUCGAUCUGAAUAGAAUAGCUAUCCAUGGAUGGUCUUAUGGUGGAUAUCUAUCACUCAUGGGACUAGCAAAGAGACCAGAUACUUACAAGGUGGCCAUUGCCGGAGCCCCUGUCACAUGUUGGACAGUGUACGACACAGGCUACACAGAGCGUUACCUAGACACACCAACCAACAACCCUACAGGAUACGUCCAGAGCUCGGUGCUCAACUUGGCCAAGAACUUUCCAAAUGAAGAGAAUCGUCUUCUGAUUGUCCAUGGCUUGAUUGAUGAGAACGUCCAUUUCCAUCACACCAGUCUUCUCAUUGAUGAGCUCGUCAAACACUGUAAACCUUAUCACUUACAGAUCUAUCCUCAAGAGAGACAUGGGAUCAGACGUCUGGAGACAAGUGAACAUUACGAGACAAACAUACUCAGCUGGCUUCAACAACACUUAUGAAGACCAUCACCAUUUUUGUUCUUACAUAUGUUAUCUUUGCAGCUGUGUUACUAAUAAGAAUAGCAAAUGAUUAUUAUGUAGAAGUCUGUACAUCUCAAUGCUGCUAGCAUGACCAAUACCAAGAGACAGCAUCGCCCUGGUCAUCUUGUUGCCAUACCGAUGACGACAACGGCGACAACAACGACGACUAUGGUGAUAAUGAUGAUGAUUGUCUGAAAAACAUUUCUUCAGCAACUUGAAUCUCUUAUGUUCAAGUCCUGUAAUUAGUAGUGCUACAUAUGUAUUUACCAUGCAGACUUACCUAUAUGGACUUGAAUGUUAUGUACAUGUAUGUAGAGGCAAAUAGAUAUUCACCAAUCAUGAACUCUUGAACGAUAAAUCACAUUAAACAAGCUUUCAUGAGUGGUCAAAAUGUAGUCCAUGAAGAAUCUUCUGUUGUAAAUCUUUGAUACAUAAGAAUAAGAAAAUAUCAAAAGCCCAUGUGAGUAUAGUGUAGACUCAAGUUGCCAUCAAGAUAUAUAGUAUCAGUGAAACCUAGUCUCUGUCAGUAUGAUGAAAUAAACUAUAGAUGCUAAAUUUCAUAGUACUAAUGUUACUAAAUAUUCUUCAUUUCAUGUCAUAUAUUUCUAGGGAAGCUGAUUUUUUUAUCAGCAUCUAGAUGGCAAGUUAGAAAUGAACCCAAUUAUUAUUACUCACAAUUCUCACAAUUGAAUAUUAACCAUUAAUUGAAUAUAUACACUGAAGAGAGGUAAGACAGCAUGUAUAUGCCGAUGUAAUUUGUCAGAUAUUUGAGUAAGCUUGUUAUUGAUAUUCAAACUCAAAUGGUACUAUAACCACCAUUAAUCAUGUAGCAUUGACUAUAAUGUUCCGUACGCCAGUGCCGAGUUGUGUGUAGAAGGGUAUAGUCUGUUGUAUUCUUUCUCUAGAGGGGCUUUUAAGGAGAAUGGAAUGGACACAUAGUCGGUAAGGGAUGAUCAGAAGAAAAGGACUUAUUCAACACUAAUUUGGAUUAGUUGAAUUAGAAGAUGGUGUUUUGUUUUAGUAGCUCCUGAUUUGAGGAGAGAUAUAUGAGUAGACUAUUCUUGAAUUAUCACUUAUAAUGCCAAAACUCUCAACUUGAACAAAAGUUCAGAAGAAAUAUUUGCUUAUUUUUCUCACAUUUGGAAAAAAACCUUGUAUUAAAAGCAUCUUUUCUUAUUGUAAUAGGACUACUUUUGUGCAAUCUCUUCUUUUGCACUUUUGUGAAAUUAGCUGGAACACACUUCAUCUCUUUCUCCUUUUUUCAUCUAGCUAUAUCGUAAACAAACAAAAAAGAAAGAAGAGAAAUAUUCAUUUAAGAAUGGUUUGUUUGAUAGUGUAUCAAAAGUUAUAUAAGAUGGAAAAUAAUAUAGCAUUGUUGGCCAAAGAAUGCAAUCAAGUAUCUUUUUUUGCCAAAAGAGUGCAUAUAUUUGAAGAGUUUGCUUUUUACAAACAUUUUUACCUGUAAUAUUAUUGCUUACUUUUAAAGGCUUGUAUGCUUUUAUGAUUUUAAUUUACAUUCUGCAAAAUUGUUGAAUAUUCAUGCCCUUUUUUCAGAGAUAUCUAUCAUAGAAUCUGAAAGAGAUUUUAUUGUAAAUUUGGAAAAAAGAAGUAACAAAUGUUGUUUUAUUGAAAUAUGUGGCAAUUGUGGAAAAAAGAGUACACUGUACUUUAUUUAUUCUUUAGAAUCAGCUAGAUAUGUCUGUAUCUUAAUUUCUUACUUUAACUGUUCGUCACAAUUUUACCUAACCUCUCUUGUUUUUUAUUAAAAACAGAAGCUUUCAUGACAUGAAACUACCACAAUUUGUAAAUGAGAUCAAUUUUCAUGGCAAGAAACUUUUGUGAUUUGCGAAAAUUGAGCGUUGUUUCCAUUGUGAUUAAAGUAUUUCAUGGCAUCAAACUUUCACGAAUCUAGACCACUCAUGAUAUUCAUGAACAUUUCAUGCAAGGGAAAGUUUGUAACUUCUAAGUAACUCUGUUGUGUCAAACAAUGCUCAGUAGUAUAGAAGUGGUUUUACAUUGGUUUUCAGAGGUACAAUUCAAUUUCUGAAACUUUUCAUACUUAAAGUAAGACACUGUGUAUAUUGCGUUAGCUAUGAAAUGCUUAUAUUAUGAAGAAAAAAAAUGCAAGUUUGUAAAAUAAAUGAAAGUAUGUCAAAGGUAUAACAUGUUGGUUUGUGGAGGAGUAACCAGAAAGAUGAACAACUCUUGUACAUUGAUUGUUCUUAUUCUAGAUUUUAAAACACCUGUUUUCGUCUGGUAUGUGUAUAUCAGUGAUAAAAUCUGUCAGAACAUUUUUAAACUGCACUGUAGUGUGUAGAGUAUGACUGUUGACCAUCUUUUGUUCAUUUUGCAUUUAUAAUGUAAAAAAAACAGACAUGAAAUAUACAGCUCUAAUCUACACAUGUGAUUUUAGUGAAAAAAUA
Strongylocentrotus purpuratus (purple sea urchin) is the source of this 5226-nucleotide messenger RNA. RefSeq names its product dipeptidyl peptidase 9. The transcript is spliced from 18 exons. The record is from RefSeq and is a predicted model, not a curated record. Gene Ontology annotation, molecular function: serine-type peptidase activity; dipeptidyl-peptidase activity. NCBI's taxonomy places the organism in Eukaryota, Metazoa, Echinodermata, Echinoidea, Camarodonta, Strongylocentrotidae. Bases 245 to 2782 code for a protein of 845 amino acids. Gene Ontology annotation, biological process: proteolysis.